UAAGCCUACGGCAAAGGCCAUAGCUCUCUUUUCUCUUCUCUCUCGAUUGUAUCUCGCCCAUCAUCAAUUGCUCAUAACGGUUUUUCGUUCUCUUCCUUUUUCUCAUUUUUUAGACAUUCAUAACUUUCUCAGUGCCAAUGCUUCUGACUGCAUGCAAAUCCCCAAUGCGAAUGGAGCUUUUCCAUCACCCAACACCAGUCAAGCACCACCCUCCCCAUUCGAUCUGCCCGAAUCAGUAAUGAAUGCCUAUGACUCACACCACCAUCUGCCAGACAACACAUCCACCUACAGCAGUAAUGCCAGCAGCAUUAAAGACUUUGCCGCCAGUCCUCAACCUCCACCACCACUGCCACCUCCCAUCGAUGAUGCCAUCCUCAAUAACAAAAGUAUGCUAAAAGAUUUGGAAUCCCUAAUCGGCAGCAUGGAACAGAAUCAGCAAAAACAAAACGAACAGGUGCUCAGAUCCAUAAAAGACAUGAUUGACAAUAUGAAAAAGGACAAAACGGACAUGGCGGACUAUGAUGAUCCCGAGGACAUGCGCAUACUAACCAAGAGUCCCAUUAACACAUCCAAAUUCAAGCAGCAGCAGCAACAAUCCUCCGCGGAAAAUGCGGCAGAUGUCAAGAAUUUUGUGUGGCAGCAUAUCCAGGAAAUUGUUCCGAAUUUGGUUCAACAAGUCGAAAUGGAGCUGUUGGAAGAUAGUGAGGCCACCACCAAAUUGGAAAUUCCACCUGAGAACCACGAACCUACUGAGGAGGAGCAAGGCGAAGAAGAAGAGGAAGAAGAAAUUACAGCACCACUUCCACCCCCUCCACCACCCAUAGACCAAGAUGAGUUCCUCAUGGAGGAGGUUAUAAAACCCAAUUUAAGAAAUGCUUCCAUUAGAGAGGAGCUUCCUCCUGAAUAUGUCUACACAGCUGAGAUAGCCACCUUCCAAAUGGCCUUCGACAAGGCUUUGCAGAGGGAGCACCAGCAACAGUUUAAAUAUGAUUCGUUGAGGAAUGCCUACAGAGAGGUUUACAAAAUGUACUUGGCACCUGCAGUUCAGGAGAGUGUGGGCCAAACUAUUCCCGCCACUAUUCAUGACUUCGCUGGGGGAUCUCCAGAGCUGGGAAUUCCAACGACAAUAGAAGACUUGCCAUUACCUCCAGUGGGAGGACAGGUUGUGCCUGCGCCGGAAGUGCCAAAGGAGGAGGUUAAAGUUGAGGAGUCGCAUGGUGAAAAUAAGGAUCAACUAAAUGAAGUCUCCGAAGCUUCGACAACUCAGUCCGUUGUCACAGAAGGAGUCUCUAGGAAGGAAAUGAGAACUGAAGGAACCUUCAAGAACGUUUCCAGAGAGGAAGAAGCCUCAAAGGAAGAAGUAUCAGAAUCAUCUAGGGAAAUGGAACAGCCAAGUAGUUCCUCGGCAUUGAGAGAAAUGGAAGACCAAUCUGUUACCCAACCCAGUACAUCAACGGAAGUCCUUGAAGAAACAAAAGUAAUUGAAAAAUCGCAAGAAAAUGGCGUGGAAAAUACUUCAACUGCAUUCGAGGAAAUUCCACAAACUGCAACGACUCAACUAAAAAAUAAUGACGUUUCUCCAAUAAUUUCUCAACCUCCAUCUGCUGAAGAAUCACCAAAGGAGACAGACUCAAGUUCACAAGAAAAUCAGCAGGGAUUGCCUGAAGAAACUUUAAGCUCCCCUGUUCCAGAUGAAAGUAGUUCAAAUGUAAUAUCGAAGGAAACCCCAAGUCCUGCCACAAAUAUACCAGAAGAAUCCACCGAAUCCGAUGCCAAUAGUCCCAGCUCUGCACAAACCUCGAAUGAAACCACUACACCUCCCCUGAGUGAGGCCACGAUGUCUGUGACGCCGACCGAUGACAAUUUAAGUUAUAAAUCGACCAGAAGUUCUGUGGAACCUGUGGAUAUUGCCGCAGACACAUCCUCCUCCCCAAUAGGAGAUCCAGAAGAAGCCAAAACAGAGCCACAAUUAAUUGAAGCCUCAGACACUACUGAGGCUAUUAAUGAUAAUUCAACCCAGGCUCCCAAUGAAGAACCGGUUCAGAUUCCAACCUCUAGGGAUGCCCUCUCUAACAAUUUAGCCCAGGCUCCCAAUGAAGAACCGGUUCAGAUUUCAACAACUAAGGAUACCCCCUCAAUACAAUCUCAAGCCAAUAGUGCCAAAGAGGAGCAUCCAUUACUGGAGACAAAUAAAUCAGAGGACAUUGUAAGCUCACCCAAAGACACGCCCUCAACAGAAUAUCCUCAGGCAACAACCUCCCAGCAGGAUGCUACUGUUUCCGCAAUGGUUGGCACUCAAUUAAGCAUUUCAUCGGAAAAUCAAGCCUCUGGCCCUGGAACUGAAAAGAAACCACCAGCCACUGAAAAAACUGCCAAAAGAAUAUCCAAAAUUCCAGUGCGGAGAACCGCAAGUAAUACCAGCUUAAUUUUGACAACAACACCGGCGUCUAAAGCACCCCAACCAAGCCCACAACAAAUUGAACCACCCCAGACACAUGUUCCCGCAGAAACGAAAGAAUCUAAAGUACAAACACCUCAGGCGAACAAUAAUGAAACCCCCUCCGCCAAUAUUCCAAAUGAAGCCGAAGAUGAUUCCGAGGACGAGCUUUACAGUCUGGCAAGUGAUUCAUCUCUCGACGAAAUCGACACCCGUACCUACGUCCAAUCACCCACCGAUACGGAGUCGCGAUUCGAUGAUGUCCAAUCCCCCACGAGUACCAAUGAAAUGUUCCUCAUGAUUCAACAUGACACGGGGGAGACCUCAAUGGAAGAGAGUACUGUAGUGCCAUCGACCAGCAGCUCUACCGUCCAUUCGGCGAUCAGCUUUUCAUCGGGCCUUAAGUCACCGCCCAGUGAAUUUAUUCCCUCCGGAGAUCCUAGUAAACAAAAUCUCUCAGAAUUGGUAAAGGAUACUCAACGGCUAAUCAAACAAAUGAAAGAAGAAAUCAACAUGGAUGAUUUUGAGUCCUCCACCGAUGAGGAUGACUACACGGAUGAUUACAGUGAUGAAUACGAUGAGGAGGAAGAAUACGAAGAGGAGGAGGAAUAUGAAGAAGAGGAAGAUGAAAAUGAUGAUCUCGAGGAUUUGAGUGAAGAAGACGAAGCAGAAGGCGUCGAUGAUGAAGAGGGUCAAUGGGAAGAUCAACCCGAAGAAUUUAAUGAAGUUAUUGGAGAUAGAAGUCACGAUGAUGAUGAAGAGGAGGAGCAACCCAACAUCGCAAGUAAAGAUCAAGUUACACCUGAAACAGUUCACAAUGAAUCAGAUCACACUCAUGCCAAUGCCUCACACUCGCCCGAGCAUCAUCUGGCAUCAUCUUCUUUCCCAUCCUCAUCUGAACAUUUAAUUCAAACUUCCACUGAAUCUAAUCAAACUCUCACUAAUGACGAAACAAUGGCUUAUUUGGAAACAGAAAAUCAAAUUCCGGAAAUAUCAGCAGAAACGGUUUUGGCAUCCAGUCUCAAGGAGGAAAGUUCAGCAGCUGAAGAAUCCACUCAAUCUGAAACCUUGACAACAAUAAAAACCGAAUCUAUGCCGAUGGCAAUUGCUAAUACUUUGGAAAGUGAAAAUUCUUUGCCGGAACUUCCAACGGAAAUUGUUCUAGCUCCAGUUACGGAAAUGUUGCCGCCACAAACUGAAAAUUCUAUACCGGAAUUACCAGCUGAGGCAGUUCUACCCCAAGAGCAAACUCUCACCAACACCUCCUCAUCCACGGAAGUUAUUAACACAGCUACUAACGAUUCAUCUCUGGCAUCAGUCUCAGCAUCAUCCCCAUCUCCAUCAUCAUUGAGUAAAGAUCAUGAAUUACCAUCUACAUCGGGUUCUACGACAUCUCAAAAAGUAUCCAAACAGGAUUCUGUGGAAGUAGAUGAUACCAAACCCUCAACUAGCAAAGCCUCAACUGCCAAACCCAAAGCAACUGCAAACAAAAAGAAAGAGGAUGCAAAGACAAAUACCAAGAAACCGGCCACGGCCAGUAAAAUACCUAAGCCCAGUAACAGUCAAAGGGAUCCAAAAGCCAAAGCCAAUACUGAGGCCACCAAGGAAACCACUAACAAAUCCAAGGAUCUUCCCAAAGAUCCACCAAAGACCACAACUGGAACUCUCAAAAGCAAAACCGAACCUAAAAUGAUCCUACCCACACGCUCGAAAUCAUUUUCUGGACCGCCUACACCCAUUGUCUUGACAUCCGUCAAGACUAUAACGCAACGUUUCCAAACGGUACAAAAGUCCCAGAACACCAAGCCACAACUGCAGAAGGCACCCACCACCAUUGCCAGAAAACCAUCCAUUACCGAGGCCAUAAAUCGUCUCACAAAGCCCACCUCCACAAACAACAGCUCCGAAUUACCCAGCACAAGUUCUUUGUUCAGAGCAAGAACCACUCCCCGGAUACCGAAGAAGAAAUAUCAUGAGACCUGUUUUUCGGAUGACGAUUAUGAAAGUACCUCUACCGAGGAGGAACCCGAACCCAUUGAAAUAAGACAGCGUAAAAUGAGUGUACCUGUAUUUCGAGCUUAUCCCAGUGUCCAGGAGCCCGAGGAGGUGAAUACAGAGGAACUGGUAGAUAAAUUUGUGAAGGAGGAACUAGUUAAUACCAUUGCCGAAGCUCAAAUUGCAGCUGCUUUAAUCAGCAUGAAAUUCCAGCAGGAUGUCUCCCUGUGGGCGGCCAAAGAAUGCAGUGAUUUGGAACAUGCCAUAGCUCUGCUCAAACAAGACUGUGAACUAUGCAGCGGAACCUAUGCCCUCAACGAAAUUGUCUCAAUGCUCAAAUGUACGCACAAAUGCUGCAAGCAAUGUGCCAAAACCUAUUUCACCGUACAGAUAACCGAACGCAGUAUUAACGAUUGCAAUUGUCCCUUCUGCAAAAUACCCGAAUUGCACAAUCAAAGCGAACACGAAGAUGACAAUUUGGAAUAUUUUUCAAAUUUGGAUAUUUUCCUCAAGAAUAUUGUCGAACCCGAGGUGCAUGAACUUUUCCAACGUAAGCUAAGAGAUCGCACCUUGCUCAAAGAUCCAAAUUUCAAAUGGUGUGUUCAGUGUUCGUCGGGAUUCUUUGCAAGACCGAAACAAAAGAGAUUGAUUUGUCCCGAUUGUGGUUCGGUGACAUGUGCUUCGUGCCGGAAAACGUGGCAAAAACAACACGAGGGCAUUUCUUGUGAGAAAUUCUUGGAAUGGGAAAUGGCCAAUGAUCCGGCUGCCCAGGCCCUGGGCGUAAAGGAGCAUUUAGAUCAAAAUGGCAUUGAUUGUCCCAAGUGUAAAUUUAGAUAUUCUCUUGCCAGAGGAGGUUGCAUGCAUUUCACCUGCACCCAAUGCAAAUACGAAUUUUGCUAUGGCUGUGCCAAACCCUUUAUGAUGGGUGCCAAAUGCACCAUAUCACCGUAUUGUGCCAAACUUGGUCUACACGCCCAUCACCCCCGUAAUUGUCUAUUCUAUUUAAGAGAUAAAUUGCCCGUGCAAUUGCAAAUUCUGUUGAAGAAUAAUGGCGUGUCCUUCGAAGUGGAUCCCAUCGAAACACAGGAUGAUGGCAACGUUCCCGGCUCGUCACAAAAACAGGCUCCCCUCUGUCCCAUUCCCAUACAAAAGGAGACACCGAAUGGUUUGGUGGACACAAAAUGUAAUAGUGAUGUGCCCGAUAAACAUGCGGGAAUGUGUCGGACCCACUAUGUGGAAUAUUUAACAGCCAAAGUGGCCAAGGCCAAAAUUGAUCCCUUGCCCAUUUUCGAUUUGACUGAUUGUGUUCAGGAGCUGCGUCGCCGUGGUAUACCCCUGCCCGAGCGGGGUCCCUGGGAUACAGAUGAAAUCUACAAAAAUAUGUGUGCUGAGGUCAUACAGAAGAACAUACCGCUGGAAACGAAUUAAUUGUUCGAAAAACGCAAGGACUGUUUCAUUAUCACACACGCACUCAUGUGCACACAUAAUCGUAUAUAAUUUUUUUACACAUUAUUCAUGCAUUCAUAUAUUAAAUUAUUUAUAGUCGCAUUCAUCAAUUUCAUGUUUUAUUAUUAUUUGUUUGUGUCUAAUUAUUUAUUAAUUGAAACACAAUUUGCAUUAACUUAUAUACAAUUCGACAAAAUAAAAAUAAA
Molecule: messenger RNA, 6084 nt
Organism: Musca domestica (house fly)
Lineage: Eukaryota; Metazoa; Arthropoda; Insecta; Diptera; Muscidae
Product: E3 ubiquitin-protein ligase lubel-like
Exons: 7
Coding region: 152-5860 (1902 amino acids)
Biological process (GO): protein linear polyubiquitination
Cellular component (GO): LUBAC complex
Molecular function (GO): linear polyubiquitin binding; zinc ion binding; K48-linked polyubiquitin modification-dependent protein binding
Source: RefSeq, a predicted model, not a curated record